Molecule: messenger RNA, 366 nt
Organism: Cucurbitaria berberidis CBS 394.84
Lineage: Eukaryota; Fungi; Ascomycota; Dothideomycetes; Pleosporales; Cucurbitariaceae
Product: DNA-directed RNA polymeras-like protein I subunit
Exons: 3
Coding region: 1-366 (121 amino acids)
Biological process (GO): DNA-templated transcription; termination of RNA polymerase I transcription
Cellular component (GO): RNA polymerase I complex
Molecular function (GO): DNA-directed RNA polymerase activity; nucleic acid binding; zinc ion binding
Source: RefSeq, a predicted model, not a curated record
AUGUCUGCCAUUGGCUCACUCGUCUUCUGCACAGACUGCGGCAACCUGCUCGACGGGAGUGCUGGCAAGCAGAAUGCCAUCUUGACGUGCGCCGUCUGCGGCGCAUCCUGUAAAGACACAUCCUCCAAGACGGUCGUUACACAAUCCAAGCCCACGGCUUUCCCAUCCGCUCUCCGUGCGAAGCGCUCCGAGGUGCAGACCAUUGCGGAGGGAGACGUGCAAACCACCAGUGUCAUCGACCAGCCGUGCGAGAAGUGUAGCAGACCGCAGGUUCGCUAUUACACGCAGCAAUUGCGAGGUGCAGAUGAAGGCACCACCGUCUUCUACGAAUGCGAGUGCGGGCACAAGUGGAACACAAACAAUUGA